UCUGUCAGCAGCUCACAUAUGGAUGUGGAUGGAGAAGAGGUCAGGUGUUGAGCUGAAUAUGGAACCACAGGAAGGAGGGGGCCUGAAGGAGCUGGUGCUUCGAUGGUUUACUGAGACACAGGCACCGCUCGUCCAGCACAAUGGAAACUUCCCUGAUUGGUUUCAAGGCCUUGCUACAAGAAAGGAAGCAGAGGAGCUCCUGAGGGAUAAAAGUAUGGGCUGUUUUCUCAUUCGUCUCAGUAAUAAAGCCUUCGGCUACAUCCUGUCCUACAAGGGUAAUGACAGGUGCCGCCAUUUUGUUAUCACCCAAAAUCAAGACGGACAUUUUAUCAUAUCGGGAGACUCUCAGACAUACGGCAGUCUCACCGAGCUGAUCCAACACUACAAGGUCAGCGCCAUCCAGCCCUUUGGAGAAUAUCUGACCUCCAGCUGUAAUGAGGUGGACACAAAUGAACUGUAUGAUGUGGUGAACUAUAACACCAAACAGAUGUCUGGGGUGAGCGUGCAGGCACUGCGGACUCUGUGGGAUCAGAAAAGUGAUCAUCACAGCCAUGUGGGUACUAAUCAAAGGAUUCAGCAGCAAAAUGACCCUCCUGCAGUGCAGCCACCCAUACCACCGAAAUCCACAGCCAGAAGGCUGACGGGGACGGUGUCUGUGGAUGCAAUGUCUCUUUCCCAGGGUAUGCCUCCAGGACCAAAAAGAGGGAUUCCUCUAGGAUUUACCCUGAGUGGUUCCUUGCCUGAUACAACUUCACAUCCAAUGAAAUCCCAGAUGGACGCAUACAGAGCAGAUGGAAUCAUGGCAAACACAAAUUCAGCAGUAAUGUCUAACAAAGACUCGGUUGAUGCAACUGACACAAUGUACCCUGGUGAUCUUUUUCCUGGCAUCACAACCUCUCAGUCGACACAAGUAGAGAGCAGGAGCAAAUCCCUACCACAACUGGACAACAACACCACAGAGGAGGAGUACUCCAACCAGCUCAGCAGCCUGUCUCUGACAUCGCCUGUUCCAGGAAAGAGGGUUACCUGCCAAACCUAUUCCCUCCACGCACCCCAUGAAAGCGUGAUCAGGUCAGAAGAGCACAAUGAUGACCAGGAAAUAUCAAGAUCCAACCCUCUGUACCAGACCUCUGAGGGGUCUGAAAGCCGUUCAACCCAGCGAGGAGAUGACAUGUAUGCUGAGGUUCCUCCGGCGACAACUCCUGCUAGGCUGCGAGAUGACACCUACGAGCAGAUCCCUGGUGAGGCAGCCGCUGUUCAAGGCAACACUUAUGAGACGCUGGACGACAUGAAGACCAAGAAGUCAAAGUCCACCUGGAAUAAAAGUAACAUGAAGUGGAAGAAAUUCCUACCUGACUACAAGAAGAAAUAAAUGCAGAAUCUGUUGUGGAGAACCUCCUUAAUAUAAACGAGAUGAACAUUGCUCCUCCAGUUAUUUGUUCUUAUAUGCAGAUGACUGUGUGCUGUGAGUGACAUAGGGAUAGAGAUAAAGUCAAGAUAAGAGGCUCACACAUAGGUAAGAUUAAGAAAAUCAAAGCUACAAAAAACCCUGAGCUGGACAGACGAGGGUUUUUUGGGACUGAACCCAAUCACAAAUGUUUUUAAAUCAGAAAGGAUUGGUUUUGUCUGAGGUUGGGUCCUUGGAUAUGAACAAUGUCUAAUCUGUAACACCUGCUGUUAAAUACUUGGAUUUUAUUGUUGACAAGAAUCUCAGCACUGCUGUCAUGGAUUUGAAUGGGAAAAAGGUUUGAAAUCAUUACGAUAGGUCCUGAUCUUAGCCCUGUUUUAACUCACAUCAUCAGAUCCUUUGAAUCAAACUCAGGGCUGUAACGCACAAAAACAUCCAUAAAUAUUUUUAUUUACUCACAAUUUAUUACAAUUACUUAUUUUCAGCAGAUUAGACAUGUGGUCUCGUUUGUCUCCGACCCUUAUUGUGAAGCACUUUGUGGUUUUUAUCCUGUGUAGAGUGCUCUUUAAAUCAAUAAAGUAAAGACCAACUGACAAUGAGGCGGGUGGUUAUGGGCUAACAUUACAACAGCUAAUAUUAGGCUUCCGUGUCCUAAAAAUCACUUUCCCUCUAAACAGGUUGAAUAUAUUGUCACAUCGUGUCAGGAUUAAUUUUCCAGGUGUCUGAGUCAAACAAUGUUACAUCACAGUUUUAUGAACGCCAGCUAACAAAACGGCAGCGCUUACUGACAGAAAGAUUCAGGAUAUCCUGAGCAACUCAAUUCAGUAUUGUCAUCAGAUAGAAGUGAGCUCUACUGAUUGAUCCACCCAUCCUGGAAAGAUUUCUCAGCUUUACAGCCUUCUCCAGAGUAAAUAGACAUAUUGACAUAGUAAACUUGGCUAUCUGAGUUGAAAUAACAAAUAUGUGAAAACAGUAUGCCACUUCCUAACCAAUGAACAGACAACAUUUUUCAAAAGGGUAUCCACUCCAAGAAAGGAGGCGAGAUGCUGAAACAAACUGAUACGUACUCGGCCCUGGAUCAUUAAGGGCAACUGUGCUGCAGAGACAACCAUACCUAAGUACACCCAGUACUUUGAAGAGCUUAGAAAUGCUCCUGUUGUUAUUUUUCUACGUGUCCUUUGGCAUCAGUGUCUUGUCUUGUGGUUUUAGGUAAAGUAAACUGACAAACACCAGGGUAAAAAGUGAAGCCAGUGCAAAAUCA
Haplochromis burtoni (Burton's mouthbrooder) is the source of this 2669-nucleotide messenger RNA. RefSeq names its product SH2 domain containing 7 (gene sh2d7). The record is from RefSeq and is a predicted model, not a curated record. Bases 23 to 1372 code for a protein of 449 amino acids. Gene Ontology annotation, cellular component: cytoplasm. NCBI's taxonomy places the organism in Eukaryota, Metazoa, Chordata, Actinopteri, Cichliformes, Cichlidae. The transcript has 6 exons.